GGGCACGGCUCGGCUCGGCGCGGAGCCGCCCCGCUCCGCUGCGCUCCGCUCCGCCCCGCGGCAGUGCGCAUGCAGGAGGCGGCCCCGCGCCCUGAGUCACCGCUCCGCUCCGCGGCCGCUCCCCAGCCGCAGCAGCGGAAAGGCGGCCACCAUGAACCGCUUGGGGAAGAAAGCGAAUGAGACCCUCAUCGAGAUGGCUCUGUCGGCCGACGAUGACAUUGCGAUUCUCACCAAGUUCAAGCCAUCACAGUCAGAAGGGGAAGAAUGCAAUGGACCUGAAACUAUUUCAACUGCAGGAUCAGAAAUCCCAAGCAGCUCUGAGGGCCUAAACAGCACUGAGACUACUUUACUCAUCCCUGAACAUCAAGUGCAGAUUGGAAGGAAAUAUAAUCUGUUCCUGAAGCGACGUCUGAGGAUUGAUAAAAGACAUCAAAGCAAAGAUUCUAUUUUCUUCAGGGAUGGUGUCAGGAGAAUUGAUUUUGUUCUCUCCUAUGUGGAAGAUCUUAAUAAGGAAUGGGAAAAAAAGUUGGAAAGGAGAAAAGAAUUUGAGAGCAACCUGCAAAAGGCUGGCUUGGAGCUAGAAACCGAAGACAAGAAGGAAUCUGAAGAUGGCAAGAUUUUUUUUGUGAAGAUCCAUGCACCAUGGGAGGUUCUGAUCACAUAUGCAGAAGUGCUGAACAUUAAAGUUCCCAUCAGGGAAAACGACAUUCCCCCCAUGGUGGAGAACCCCCUGGACUGUGUGCUUUUCCCACUGAGGCUGCCCGAGAAGGUGAUGCACCCUGAGCCGGAUUAUUUCACAGCACCAUUCAGCAAGGACAAGCAGGAGCUGUACCUCAUUAAUGAUGAGAGCACUUUCUUCUCACCAUCCAUGAGAAACAGAAUAGUUAAUUAUAUUCUUACACGUUGCCCAUAUGGAACAGAAGAAGGGAAGAAAAAAUUUGGGAUUAAGAGACUGCUAAACAAUGGCACGUAUACAGCUGCAUAUCCUCUUCAUGAUUGCCAGUACUGGAAGAAGGCGAGCGACCCCAACUGUGACAGCGAGAGGUACACGCUCUACAUGGAGUGGGCCCGCUUCCUGCGCUUCUACAAAGAGCAGCCUUUGGUCCUUAUCAGAAAGUACUAUGGUGAGAAGAUUGGAAUCUAUUUUGCCUGGCUAGGAUUUUACACCGAGAUGUUAUUCCUUGCAGCAGUUGUUGGCUUAAUCUGUUUUCUUUAUGGCUUGUUUACAAUGGAUGAAAAUAUGAGCAGCAAAGAAAUCUGUGACCCUGCAAUUGGAGGAGAGAUCAUCAUGUGUCCUCUUUGUGACCGAGACUGUGAAUACUGGAGACUGAACACCACCUGUGAGUCCUCACAGUAUUCCCAUUUGUUUGACAACGUGGCAACUCUUUUUUUUGCCAUUUUCAUGGGUAUAUGGGUUACGCUUUUCUUGGAGUUUUGGAAGAGGCGGCAAGCAAGACUAAAAUAUGAAUGGGAUUUGGUUGAUUUUGAAGAGGAACAGCAGCAGCUCCAGCUGAGGCCUGAGUAUGAGGCAAAAUGUACCCAAAAGAAGAAGAAUCCCAUAACUCAGGAGAUGGAGCCUUAUUUGCCUUUAACGAGCCAGGCUGUGCGAUUCUGCAUCUCAGGAGCUACAGUGCUGUUCUGGGUGUCCCUGAUCAUAGCCAGCAUGAUAGCUGUCAUUGUGUACCGCCUUGCGGUGUACGCUGCCUUCGCCAGCCUCAUGGAGAACACUCAGACGCUGCAGCCCAUCAGCGGCCUGCUGACCCCUCAGCUGGCAACCUCUGUCACUGCCUCCUGCCUCAAUUUCGUCAUCAUCAUGAUACUGAACUUCUUCUAUGAGAGAAUAGCCAUCUGGAUUACUGAUAUGGAGAUCCCCAGAACUCACAUGGAGUAUGAGAACAGGCUCACUAUGAAAAUGUUUUUGUUCCAGUUUGUCAACUACUAUUCAUCCUGCUUCUAUGUUGCCUUCUUCAAAGGGAAGUUUGUUGGUUACCCAGGUGCCUACACAUACAUGUUUAAUCGCUGGAGAAAUGAAGAGUGUGAUCCUGCAGGCUGUUUGAUAGAACUGACGACACAGCUCACCAUAGUCAUGGCUGGCAAACAGAUCUGGGGAAAUAUCCAAGAGGCUAUUGUUCCCUGGAUUUGUAACUGGUGGGGUCGUCGGAAAGCCAGAAACAAUCCUGAAAAUUUAUACAGUCGUUGGGAGCAAGACCAUGAUCUGCAGACAUUUGGAGCCUUAGGCCUGUUCUAUGAAUAUUUAGAAAUGGUCAUUCAGUUUGGAUUCAUUACUCUCUUUGUGGCAUCCUUUCCCCUGGCUCCCCUUCUUGCUCUGAUGAAUAAUAUCCUGGAGAUUCGUGUAGACUCUUGGAAACUGACCACUCAGUACAGAAGGCCUGUGGCUGCGAAAGCACAUAGCAUAGGAGUAUGGCAGGAAAUCCUCAACGGGAUGGCCAUCCUGUCUGUUGUCACCAAUGCUUUCAUUGUUGCAUUCACGUCCGAUAUGAUUCCUCGUUUAGUUUACUACUAUGCUUAUUCUGAAAAUGAAGACUCACCAAUGUCUGGAUACAUAAACAACAGUUUGUCAGUGUUUCUAAUCUCAGAUUUUCCUGCGAGAAAUGAACCUAAAGAGAAUCCAGAGAACUUUGUCAUAUGCAGGUACAGAGACUAUCGAUAUCCUCCAGAUCAUGAGAGGAAAUACUUACACACUAUGCAGUUCUGGCACAUUCUUGCUGCAAAACUGGCCUUUAUUAUUAUUAUGGAGCAUGUUGUAUUCAUCGUCAAAUUCUUUGUAGCGUGGAUGAUCCCUGAUGUUCCUGCAGAUGUGAAAGCCAAAAUAAAACGUGAAAAGUAUUUAACACAAAAGAUCCUACAUGAGUAUGAACUUGAAAAACUGAAGGAGAGACUGUGCCAAGGUGAUAAACGAGCCACAGAAAAAGAGUUCAUCGCCACAGAAGGGAGAAUGGAGCUAUCCAGAGCAAUGUAACCAAAAAACCCAGCUGUUUUGGGAUUUAGCUUGUUCUAGCUUUUUUAUCUGUGGUUUGCUCAGUAUGCAUCAUGUUGAAUGCUGUAGGAGAGUUCAACCUUUCUCUUUUCAGUCCAAAGAUUUUAGAGUUUUCUUUAAAAGUUUUACUCGGCUUUCAAUGUUUAAGAAAUCUACUGAACUGUAUGAUUUCUGCACUGGUUUUUAUUUACCCAUGACUUUGAAUAGUAAAUGUAAUCUUGUAAUCCUAAAAUUUGGACUCCUGGUAUAGGGACUGUUAACCUCAAAGGGCUCACAGGACAUGAUAAGGUGAUUUACCACCUUAAGCCCUCUCCCUGUUGCUAAUUGCAACAUUCCAGGUUGUAUCCCAGCUGCCUGAAAAGGGUACCACAAAGGACCACUGCUGUGGAAAAUGCUGAAAAUUAUUAUUUUUAUUAUGUAGUAAUUUAAAUAGAACACUUCUGAUAAAAGGAUUAAGGUUUGGGGCUUUUUUUUAUAUUCACUAUGUCUUAUGAAACAUUGGUUUGAACUUAUAUACAUUUUGUAGAAGGAAUUGAUUUUUAAAGUUACAUUGGCUUAAUUCCACUUGGAAUUAUUUAUAGGCACAAAAUUCAGUUAAUACAAUAGUGAAGGGAAUAAAAAAAUUGUGAAAGGGAAAAAAAGCCAUAAUUUUCAUAAAGGUACAGUUUAUGGAAGAGUUUACUCUCUACAUGGAGAUAUUGUGGAAUCACCUAAUUGCAGUGGGUUUUGAAAAUAUGUGAUUUGGAGAAUAACAGUUAUUUAAUUUCUCAUUCUCAAAAACUACCAUUGAAAGAUUAUGUUUGUCUUUUUUUUGGCCAAAGCUGCCUGUUUAUUUAUUUCUUUGUUUGGAUUCUCAAUGAAUGCCAGCAAAGGGCUAAAGCUGUCUGUCUGUCCUCAAUGCAUACUAUGGAGCGUGCCUGCACUCCAUGGCAGUGGGUUGGGAGCUGGACCACCAUGCCAGUUGAUUUAGCUCAAUGGUUUGGUCUUGGAUUUUUAUCCAAAAGAUUUUAAGCAUGCCAAAUAACGUAUGUUUAUGCUGUUAUUUUCCUUAUACAUAGUAUCCUAAGGCUUGGGGGUUGUUCUGUUGAGUUUUUUUUCUCCCUUUGAAUUUUUGGGAAGGAUUUUUUAAUUUUUUUUUGGUUAGGAGGCUUUUCUACAAAGUUACUGAGUUUAUAAAUAUGUAAUACCUAUUGUGCAAAGUAGCUUCCAGCUGUUUAAGAAUGUGUCCCCAUUUUCUAGUUUGAAGCAGGUAGGCAUUUUUGUGAUUUUGCUGUAUAUUUAAAACAUACCAACGCUUCCAUGCUUAGUGCCUUGUUUCUUUGCAUUUGGCAAGAGGUGUGAAAAUGAUCUCUGCAGGGCAGUGCCUAUUUCCAAAAUGUGCUUGCAGGCAUUAGCAUACUGUGAACCUGCCUUUAGAGCUGUUCCGUGUUAGGAAGCCAUGCCUGCCUUGGCACACUUCUGUUUCAGUGCCAUGUGGACUGUUGCAGAGCAGUUCAUGCCGAGACUGCAGACUAUUGUAACACCAGAUUACUGACUUCUGUCAUGCUGAAUACACAAGGUAGACAAGAUUAUUUUGCUCUAUUUGCACUUUGAAAGUUAUACUUCCUCGCAAGUAUACACAGAAAAAUUGAGAUUUGUAUUCCAUAUCAGCUGAAUAAUGUACUGUUUACUAGUACCACAACUUAGGGUAUUUUGUUUUAGCAAACCUCGCCUGUGUCUUGGAGUACUUGGCGAGUGACCUUAAUGUUGUAACGGUGUUAAACCCAUGUCCUGAGUGGAGCUGUUGUUCUUAGCAAAAGGAUUAAGUGCCUACCUCGAGCACACAUCACACAGUUUGGCUGCCAGUCAAGGAGCUGAUGCCAAUGUACAUUUCUUGUUACUGUAAGUUAUUCACCUUCAUUCUCUAAGAUUGCUUGAUCAAUCAAGCAUGUUGGCAAUUUAUGUUCAUGAUGAACUGAUCAUGUUCUUGAAUAUUCAUAUAUAUUUGAAGCGAUGGAUCUGUUGGAGGAAUGCAUGUGUAAAUAAAUUAGCUCUGCUGCUUAAUGUGUAAGCCAAAGAAGAGUAUCAACCAUCAGUCAUAAUCACAUAUCAAACACCACAAUUUGCACAAUGAAAGCACUGUGCUGCAUCUUGCACAUAUACUGUUAAUUAAACUGCUUAAUUUAGAUGUUGUGGGUUUGUUACUGUUUGCAGUGCAGACAGAUGCUUCAAACAGAAAGGUGAUGAGAUGCAAAAGAAUAUUUGUGUACAAAAUGUGCAACCUGACUGAAGCUGAAAGCAGAUUUGGAAAUUGAGCUUUACAUGCACUAUUUCUGCUUAUGGAAGAUUAGUUUCUUCAGGUAAUAAAGUGUCCUAAUAUACUACCCUUUAAAAGAUAUCAGUCAAAUAGAUGUGUUGUGAAUGAACAAUGCUGUUUAAGAGCAAGAUGGAGGAAAAUAAGGAAGUCCAUGUGUUUGGAUACAGCAUUGAUAUGCAGACCCUGAAUUUGAGUUGAUUUUUUGACUCCUACUUUGUGCUUCUUACAAACUUAUUUUUUAAGAUCACUUGCUAUUUACAGAUGUUUUGUACGUGUUGUAUCAUGCAGUAGAAAGUGGAAAAACCCCUGGGAUCAGCUUAUUUAGAAAGAAAUAAGCAUCUUAAAAACAAGUCAUUACAUUCAUAGCAUUACUUCUUCAUAUACAGAAACUGUUGAAAAGAGAAUCUGUUGUCAUACUAAAAGCUAAUAUCACAUAAAAAAUUAGUCUUGACACCUUUUUACGUAAUAGUUUGCCUUUUACUUGCUAUUAAGCAGUAUUUUGACUAAAGGUUGGGUAUGGUUGGGUUUAUAAUGGUUCACAUAAGUUUCCUGAAGAGUUCUUGAAAAGUGAGAAGAGUAAGGAAGGCCUGGUCAGUUUGGAGAUGUGCUGAUUCUUCCUGUCAGAAUAAUUUAUUUUGAUGUGAUUCAGUAUCUAAAAGUGUCCUUUAACCAAAGUGAAUAAAGUUCUGUGUUGCAAUUACUGUAAUAUAAGCAACAAUAGAUUGUCUUGUUAGAAUUAGUUACACAAAACAAAAUUGACCUUUCAGAUGUAAUACAAUCAGGGAUUUUUUUUUUUUUGCAAUUAAAAUUUAGGUUGUUUACUUUGGGAAGGUUUAGUGUGGUAUGUUCUAAGCAAAGGACUGCAAAAGAAGAGUGCUACUAUGAGACACUAUCAUAUUUUUUCCUAGAAAUUUUUUUACGAUGCUUUUACGUUUUUAUGAAGUGCUGUCAGUUGGAGGCAACAGAAUGGAAUGAAAAUAGAUGGAGUUUCUGACUAUUGUACAUGUACCACUUGUUUGACUUGUACUGUUGUGUAAUCUGAGUGGCGUUUUCGUCUGCUAUGUAUGUUGCUGAUAUAUAUGAUACACUAAUGUCAGAAUAAAUUUUUUUAAUACUCUGCUAACAUUUAAUAUGCACAUUUAAUAAGAUCUGAAUCUAGCAAAUAAAGCUGUGUUCAUUUUUAA
Messenger RNA from Passer montanus (Eurasian tree sparrow), 6478 nucleotides. It is a transcript of the gene ANO5, whose product is annotated as anoctamin 5. Gene Ontology annotation, biological process: chloride transmembrane transport. Gene Ontology annotation, cellular component: plasma membrane. The record is from RefSeq and is a predicted model, not a curated record. The transcript has 23 exons. NCBI's taxonomy places the organism in Eukaryota, Metazoa, Chordata, Aves, Passeriformes, Passeridae. Gene Ontology annotation, molecular function: chloride channel activity; protein dimerization activity. The coding region runs from base 152 to 2980 and encodes 942 amino acids.